UGGGUGUAUAAGGAAUAAGGAUGGGACAUACCAAGAGGAGGGCAUGAACUCGAUUAAAGAAUCCAUAUGGGGCAUGGCUGGAACAAAGCUUGUCUGUGCUGUCUUGUCACUGCCAGUACCUUCUAGAUCUUCAAAUCCUAUCAUUCUUGAACUCAUUGAGCAGAGAAGUGAGAGAACACUUCAGAAGAUUCUUUUAGUUGGAUGUAACGGAUCUGGAGCAAGUACUAUAUUUAAACAGGUAUUUGACAAGCAAAGAUACUCGGAAAGAGUAGUCAAUGAGUCUUUGCUUCUUAAUUAGCCAAAAUUGUACUGAGUUUUCUGUUCAGAAGUCUUAUCUGGUCUUUUAGAAUACAGCUGUGUUUCUGUGCCCAGUUUUAUUCAACACUGAAGUACCAUACAUAUCAAACUAUAAAUCUUUGUUCCAGGCCAAGAUUCUAUAUGAAGCUAUCCCUUUUUCGGUGGAUGAACGCGAA
Rosa chinensis is the source of this 473-nucleotide messenger RNA. RefSeq names its product extra-large guanine nucleotide-binding protein 1-like. NCBI's taxonomy places the organism in Eukaryota, Viridiplantae, Streptophyta, Magnoliopsida, Rosales, Rosaceae. The coding region runs from base 44 to 298 and encodes 84 amino acids. The record is from RefSeq and is a predicted model, not a curated record. The transcript is spliced from 3 exons.